This is a messenger RNA of Ilex paraguariensis (yerba mate), 1311 nucleotides long. NCBI's taxonomy places the organism in Eukaryota, Viridiplantae, Streptophyta, Magnoliopsida, Aquifoliales, Aquifoliaceae. The record is from the annotation of a GenBank genome assembly.
AUGACUUAUGCUAUGACACCUCUCCUCAAGCCAUACGAAUGCUGCUGUAUAGCAUCUGUGCCAACACCUUUCAGCAUCACCACUACCAAACCCUCAUUCCCAUUUUUUUCUCUACCUUCAAAACCCCUCAAACUCACCCACCUCUGUUUCUCGUCUUCAUCGUUUUCUUCUUCUUCCCCUUCAUGGGUCUCAAAACCCAAGAUUUCACAGUCCCUUCUGGUCCCUCUUGUUGCACAGACCUCAGAUUGGGCCCAUCAAGAGGAAGAAGAAGUGCAAGAAGACAGACCAGUUGAUGGGUUUCGGGCGGUGGAUGACACAGAUGCUGGUUCUAGUUUACCUUUGCAAGGUGAGGGUGAAGAAGAAGAGAGAGAAGAGGGUUCUGUAGAUGGUGGGCUGUUGGAGGAGGAGGAGGAAAAUAAAGAUUCGUACGCAGAGCCCCCUGAGGAGGCCAAACUUUUUGUUGGAAACUUGCCUUAUGACAUUGACAGUGAGAAAUUGGCUCAGCUUUUUAAUCAGGCUGGUGUUGUUGAGAUUUCUGAGGUAAUUUACAAUAGAGAAACAGAUCAGAGUCGGGGGUUUGGGUUUGUGACAAUGAGUACUGUAGAAGAAGCUGAGAAGGCUGUGGAGAUGUUCCAUCGCUAUACCUUUGAUAGGUUUCCGGGAAGGAGGUACUUUGUGAGGAGGGCAUUGAGCCAUGUAGUUUGGUACUCUCCUAAGAAAAUCUUUUUACUCAUAUAUCAAGGACAAUUCUCUUGGAGUGCAAAAGUGGUUGUUUAUGGCUUCUGGAGAAUAGAGUUUGCAGAAUGUAAAAGCACAGAUUCAUGGAAUUUAGGGGGGGGGGGGUGUGGGGAUAUAUUCCACUCUCACAGGUUAAUUCUCCAUGUUGAUCAAGGGUUGCUGAUAGAGCUGUGGUUUAGGCUCUACAACAUUUCGGAUUUGAAUGGAAGGCUGCUGACUGUAAAUAAGGCUGGUCCAAAAGGUUCAAGGCCAGAAAGACUCCCCCAGGUGUUUGAACCUUCAGUCAGAAUUUAUGUUGGUAACCUUCCGUGGCAAGUGGACAACGCUCGCCUGGAGCAGGUGUUUAGUGAAUAUGGAAAGGUAAUUGAUGCCAGGGUACUUUACGAUCGAGAGACUGGGCGUUCACGUGGAUUUGGUUUUGUAACAAUGUCGAGUGAAACAGAAGUACAUGAUGCCAUUGCUGCUUUGGAUGGACAGGACUUGCUUGUAUUUAUCCGUAGAAAUAGAUCAACGAAUACAAGAGUAGGAAGAAAGAAGAAGCAGGGAAAAAAGGAUGUGAAAGUGAUCUCUUGA